Messenger RNA from Zasmidium cellare ATCC 36951, 579 nucleotides. RefSeq lists its product as uncharacterized. The record is from RefSeq and is a predicted model, not a curated record. Lineage: Eukaryota; Fungi; Ascomycota; Dothideomycetes; Mycosphaerellales; Mycosphaerellaceae. The coding region runs from base 1 to 579 and encodes 192 amino acids. The transcript is spliced from 2 exons.
AUGGGAGCUCAAUCUUUCCGAGAGAUGAUUGGGGCGACCCCCUCGACUGCCUCGCCAAGCGACUCGACUCUAGUGAUCAUCGACGCGCAGAACGAAUAUGCCGAAGGCAAGCUGAAGGUUACGAAUGCCCCCGAAACACGCAAGGCCAUCGCAGGUCUCUUGAACAAGUACCGAGACGCCGGAGGGAAGAUCGUACACGUUAAGCAUACCGUACCCGAGGGCGCGCCAGUCUUCACACCAAACACGAAGUUGGCAGAGGAGUUCGACGAGCUCACUCCAAAAGAUGGCGAGAAGGUUAUUGAGAAGAUCCAUCCAUCAUCGUUCGCGGAUACCACACUUCAUGACUACCUGCGAGGUGUUGGCGGAUUGAAGAUUGUCUUGACAGGUUACAUGGCACACGUUUGCGUGUCGACGACUGCCCGAGACGGAGCACGUCUGGGCUAUGAUGUUAUCAUUGCCGAAGACGCUGUUGGUGACAGAGACAUCCCGGGUGCCUCGGGCGCCGAAGUCACGAAGAUGGUCAUGCAUGAGCUUGGCGAUGCUUUUGCCACUAUUGUGCAGAGCAGCGAUAUCAAGUAG